AUGUUCCACUUCACGCCGUUGUUCGGCGCGCAUUCCGCCUCACCGGCCUCCGCUUCCCUCCUCGAACUCGACGGCGGAGUCAAGAUCCUGAUUGAUGUCGGCUGGGACGAGCAAUUCUCCGCCGAAGCGUUGGACAUACUCGGCGAACAUGCGCCCACCAUCUCCCUCCUCCUCCUCACCCACCCGACGCUGGACCACAUAGGAGCAUAUUCGCAUUGCUGCAAACACAUCCCCCACUUCUCGCGAAUCCCCGUCUUCGCGACGACUCCAGUCAUCAAUCUAGGCCGAACACUCCUCGCCGACCUCUACGCCUCCUCCACCCCGGCCGCCGCCACGAUCCCCAUUGGAGGUCAACAUGUUCUCUUCGACGCCCCCACGCCCGAGGAAAUCACGACACAUUUCAAUCGCAUCCAUCCGUUAAAGUACAGCCAACCCCACCAACCGCAACCCGCGCAUUCCCAGCCGUCGUUGGGUCACCUCACCAUCACCGCCUACAGUGCCGGACAUACGCCCGGAGGAACCAUCUGGCAUGUGCAGCAUGGCUUGGAGAGUAUCGUCUACGCCGCCGAUUGGAAUCAGGCGAGGGAGAAUCUGUUGUCGGGAGCCGCGUGGUUGGGAGGGGCCGGCGGUGGUGCUGAAAUCAUCGAGCCGCUUCGUCGUCCCACCGCCCUCAUCUGCAGCUCGCGAGGGGUGGAGAAGACGGAGACUCAAGGACGGAAGAAGCGGGAUGAAGUCUUGAUCGCUCUGAUCCGUGAAACCAUUGCGCAGGGGGGAAAGGUGUUGAUUCCCACCGACUCGUCCGCGAGAGUGCUCGAGCUGGCCUUUUUGCUCAAUCAAACGUGGAGGGAGAACAUUCCCGGCCCGCAUGCCGACACCUACCGACAUGCCAAAAUCUACAUGGCCAGCAAGACAUCUUCAAACACCGUGAGACAGCUACAGGGAAUGUUGGAAUGGCUGGAUGAGAGUAUCAUCCGGGACGCGGAAACGGCCAUGGGCAACCAUUCCGCCGAUGCACAAAAAGUGCCCACCUUGCUGGAGUGGGCGCAUAUCAAGCCGAUGGAGAGGAAGAGGCAGUUGGAGAGGGCCUUGAGACGAUCCAGCCCGUGCAUCAUCCUCGCUAGUGACGCCAGUCUCGAAUGGGGCUUCUCCCGACUCGCCCUGCAAUCUCUGGCCGGCGAUGCGCGUAAUCUCAUCCUGCUGACCGAAAACAUCUCUCCCUCCUCCUCCAACACAUCCUCUUCCCUCUCAGCACAGCUCGCGGAUUGCUGGCGGAAUCGCUCAACAUCUUCAUCGUCAACAGCUAGAGUCGUCGGCGCCGAUGGUCAGACGGUUCAUUUGAAGCACCACGACCUCGCCCCUCUCAGCCCGGAAGAGAAUGUGCUCUACCAACAAUACCUCGCGCGGCAACGUGCUCUCUACACCACCAUCCCCGAUACCGACAACACCACCCUGUUGCCUGCCGAAGAGGCGGAAGAAGAAGACUCUUCCGAUGAUUCCGAGGAUGAGAAUGAGGGAGAUCAUCAAGGUCGCGCACUCAACCUCUCCUCUGCAAUCCUCAAUCAACAGGGAACCAAACGGAAAGGUGGCGGUCUGACGGAUGCCGAACUMGGUGUCAACAUCCUUCUACAAAAGAGACGGGUACACGACUACGACGUCAGAGGAAAGCGAGGACGAGAGAGAAUGUUCCCCUUUUUGAGAGCACGAGGCAAAGCGGAUGAAUUUGGUGAGAUUGUACGACCCGAAGACUUCCUCCGAGCUGAGGAGAAGGUGGAACUCGACACCGUCAAGCCCGCCGCUGCCCCUGCAGCGGCACCCCAACAACAGCAACAAGGAGAAAAGCGAAAAUGGGGCGGUGCGGAAAAGAAAGGUCCUGAGAAGAAGGUCAAGAGGGAAUCCAAACGCGAACCAGACGAUAUCGAUGCCCUCAUCGCCCGCGCCACUGGCGAAGGCGACUCACCCAAACCCGGCGCACCUCCCACACCCAAUCCAGACGACGACGCCUCAUCCGACUCCAACGCCGACUCGGAAUCCGAUUACGAUCCAGAAGACUCGGAUCCCACUCCUCACAAACUCCUGACCAAACCAUCGACGACAUUGACAUUACACGCCCGUCUCGCAAGCCUCGAUUUCGAAGGAUUGCACGACGCGCGAGAUCUACAAAUGUUGAUCCCCCUCAUCGCCCCUCGAAAAUUGAUCCUCAUCAAAGGGACAAGUCGCGAGACGGAGAGAUUGGCACGGGAAUGUCGGGGCAUUUUGGCGGAGGGAAGCGUCAUGGCACCUCAAGAAGGCGAGAGGGUGGAUGCGGGAGUGGACACCAACGCGUGGGAAUGUAGAUUGGGCCGGGGAUUGGUGGGGAAGUUGCGGUGGGCCGACGUCAAGGGGUUGGGAGUYGUCGCCAUUUCGGGCUUACUUUCCGCCGGGCAACGCAGUGAUGAGGAGGAGAAGCGGGAUACGAAACGCAUCAAAGCAGCGAGUGGUGAGGAUGGAGGAAAUGCCGACGAACAAGAAGCCACACCCCUACUACCCAUUUUGGAUCUCAUCCCCUUUACCAUUUCCGACGGCGGAGGAGGUGGUAUCAAGAAAAACUCUCGACGCGCCACACAGCCCGUGCACGUGGGAGAUUUGCGUCUGGCGGAUCUGCGACGUAGUAUGCAGCAGUCGGGUUUUGAGGCGGCGUUUUUCGGUGAGGGGACUUUGGUCGUGGAUGGGUGUGUGGUAGUUAGGAAGGGGAAGGAGGGAGGCAUUGUUGAGGUCGAGGUUUGUGGUGGGGGAGGUAGGGCUUGGGAGGCUGUUCGGGGAGUUGUGAGGGGAGGGUUGGCUGUUGUUGAGGCGGGGGUGUAG
Molecule: messenger RNA, 2841 nt
Organism: Ramularia collo-cygni
Lineage: Eukaryota; Fungi; Ascomycota; Dothideomycetes; Mycosphaerellales; Mycosphaerellaceae
Product: related to CFT2-cleavage and polyadenylation specificity factor, part of CF II
Exons: 1
Coding region: 1-2841 (946 amino acids)
Biological process (GO): mRNA 3'-end processing by stem-loop binding and cleavage
Cellular component (GO): mRNA cleavage and polyadenylation specificity factor complex
Molecular function (GO): RNA binding
Source: RefSeq, a predicted model, not a curated record